Messenger RNA from Encephalitozoon cuniculi GB-M1, 1227 nucleotides. RefSeq lists its product as uncharacterized. The record is from RefSeq and is marked provisional. Gene Ontology annotation, molecular function: phosphatidylinositol N-acetylglucosaminyltransferase activity. The coding region runs from base 1 to 1227 and encodes 408 amino acids. Gene Ontology annotation, cellular component: glycosylphosphatidylinositol-N-acetylglucosaminyltransferase (GPI-GnT) complex. Gene Ontology annotation, biological process: GPI anchor biosynthetic process. NCBI's taxonomy places the organism in Eukaryota, Fungi, Microsporidia, Unikaryonidae. The transcript has a single exon.
AUGAAGAGUCUCAGAAUCGCAAUGGUGUCCGACUUCUUCUAUCUGCUGAAAGGAGGCGUGGAAACCCACAUAAAGUAUUUGAGCGAAGAGUUGAUUGCAAUGGGCCACAAGGUCAUAAUCAUCACACAUAGGGCAGGCAACCUGGUUGGUUGUAGGAUGGUGGGGAACAUCAAGGUCUACUUCCUUGACAUUCCUGUUCUCUGUAGGAACACGACAUUUCCGAGUCUGUACUCGAACUUCCCGCUGUUCAAGGAGAUCUUCGACAACGAGGAGAUUGAGAUUGUCCACGGCCACCAGACAAUGUCGAACAUGUGCAUCGAAGGCCUGUUCCAUGCAAGGACGCUGAAUCUCAAGACGGUAAUUACGGACCACUCGAUAUUCGAAGUGGGUCCUUUUGAGAACAUUGUUGUCAAUGCCCUGUGCCGCCUUGCGCUGAAGAAUAUAGACAGGUGCAUCUGCGUGUCCUACACAUCCAAGGAAAACACCCACAUUAGAACGAUGAUUCCCCUCGAAAGGAUCCACGUCAUCCCAAAUGCAAUAGUCUCUGACAUCUUCCGCCCCAGUGAGAAAAAGCAUUCCGGCGGAAAGGUUGUUGUGGUUGUAUCAAGGCUUGUGUUUAGGAAGGGAAUUGAUCUGCUUAUUGGGGCGAUCCCACUGAUCUGUAAGGGCGAUCGAAGUGUCCGGAUCGUUAUAGUGGGUGAUGGGCCUAUGAGGGAUGGAAUUGAGCAGGUCCUGGAUGAGAAUGAAUUGUAUGACAGAGUAGAGAUAAUACACGAGGUUGAUCACGAGAGGGUUGGAGAGAUAAUGAGAAGGGGUGAUGUCUUUCUCAACACGUCCCUGACCGAGACCUUCUGCAUAACCAUAGUUGAGGCGGCAUCGUGUGGCCUCCAUGUUGUUAGCACCAAUGUCGGCGGGAUACACGAGAUCCUACCGCCGGACAUGAUAACAUUCAGCAGAAUCACGCCUGAAGAUAUUGCGAGGAAGGUGCUGGAGGUCCUAGGGAAGAGCGGCCACAACCCGCAGGACUACAACAAAAGGCUUAAGAAUGUAUAUAGCUGGGAGAGAGUGGCAAGGAUGACAGAGAAGGUGUACAUGGAGAUUGAGAAGACCUCUCUCAGCUACAGAGACAGGAGAAAGCUGUACCAGGGCGUCACAGGCUUUCUGUCAAGGUUCAUGAUAACGAUAGAGUAUCUGUUCCUUUUUGUUCUCAGCCUAAGAAAUGUAUAG